CCAAACUCGCCAUUAAGAGGCACCUCUUCUCCCCCAAACCAUCUCUUUCUCUUUCUCUCCGCCACUCUGCCUCUCGCCUUCGCUCCCCUUAUCCUCUUCUCCUUCCUGCUUCCUACCCUCAAUUUCAACCCCCAACCCCUCUCCUAAAACCUACCCCCUUUACGCCCUUCCAAUGGCUUCCUCUUCAACCUUCACCCGCGCAUCCAUGGCGGAAUCCUGCCUCCUAUCACUUCCUUCCAUCAUCACCACUCCCAGAACCCCUCUCCUCGCUCUAUCAAUCCCAUCUCGACCCCUCAAGCUCCAUCUCUCGCACUCCCUCUCUCUCAGACCCACUACCCACCUCCGCUUUCCCUCUCUUAUCCCCUUCGUUGCCCAGACCUCCGAUUGGGCUCAGCAGGAUGAGCAGAACACCACAGCCACCAUUGCUGACUCGGAACAAGGAGACGGAGAAGGAAGCAGCUGGGAGAACGAAGGUGAAGAUUCGGCAGUCGCGGAGGUGCCGGAGGCUUCGUAUGCCGCCGCUGGAGAUGGAAUUGAGGCGCAGGAGCCGCCGGAGGACGCCAAAGUGUUCGUCGGUAACUUGCCCUACGAUGUGGACAGUGAGAAGUUGGCUAUGUUGUUCGAGCAGGCUGGUACUGUCGAAAUUGCUGAGGUCAUUUACAACAGGGAGACUGAUAGCAGCCGAGGUUUCGGGUUUGUGACCAUGAGUACUGUUGAAGAAGCUGACAAGGCUGUCGAUAUGUUCAGCAGCUAUGACAUGGGAGGGAGGCUCUUGACAGUGAACAAAGCUGCUCCCAGAGGAUCAAGGCCGGAGCGUGCUCCUCGUGUGUUUGAACCUGGUUGCAGAGUAUACGUGGGGAACCUGCCAUGGAGUGUCGAUGAUGCUCGCCUCGAGCAAGUCUUUAGCGAGCACGGCAAGGUCACAAGCGCACGAGUAGUCUACGACAGGGACAGUGGCCGCUCACGUGGUUUCGGGUUUGUGACGAUGGCUGACGAGACGGAGAUGAAUGAUGCCAUCGCCGCUCUUGAUGGACAGGUAUAUAUGCAUCUUUGCAUUUACGUGAUUGUUUGCUGGUUCGUUGUAGCGAUAAAGAGUGAGGUUCUUAGUAAUGUUUUCUUUUGUAUGCAGUCUCUUGAUGGGAGGGCCAUCCGAGUAAACGUUGCGGAGGAGAGACCAAGGCGAUCUUUCUAAGGUCUCUGCUGAUUGUAAGACAGGAGGGUCACCAUGAUUUUUGCCUUCCUUUCCGGGACGUAGGGCUGGCUGGUUGGAGAGAAGAGAAGGUCAGAGGGUCUCGAGUUUUCAGUUUCAUUUAUCCAAUAGUUAUAAGAUUUUAUCCGGGUGGUUUCUUCAACAUGCUGUAUAAAGGAAUUUACCUAUUGGAUGUUGUUUCCCGUCUAGUUUUUUUCUUCUUUUCUGUAUGCCAAAUCCUUGAUGCAUUGCGAUUUGCACAAGCAGAAUAUUUUACCCGUAUAGCUGCACUUGAAGCGAUAAAGGUAAC
Molecule: messenger RNA, 1499 nt
Organism: Linum tenue
Lineage: Eukaryota; Viridiplantae; Streptophyta; Magnoliopsida; Malpighiales; Linaceae
Source: the annotation of a GenBank genome assembly